Messenger RNA from Iphiclides podalirius (scarce swallowtail), 423 nucleotides. Lineage: Eukaryota; Metazoa; Arthropoda; Insecta; Lepidoptera; Papilionidae. The record is from the annotation of a GenBank genome assembly.
AUGGCCCCAAGGAGGGACAAACCUGCUAAUUCUUGCAUGUUGUCGUCUGCCCCGACCACAGUCUUUAUUCGUUUGGAUAAAAUACGUAUCACUAGCAACGUUGUCAAUAUGAAGGCUGUGUUCGUCCUAGCUGUCCUCUUGUGCGCUUUGGCCUUGACCCUUGGCGACCUUGUCUGCGGCACCAAUUACUGCAAGCAGCACCCUUGCACCAACAGCUUGGCUCGCAGCAGCUGCCGCACGCCUUCAGUCUACCGUGCUAGCCACGCCGGCAAAUGCGCCUGCUGUCCAGCUUGCGUUACUUUCUUAGAUGAAGGACGACCAUGCAAGACCUAUAGCAAGGAGCUGGGAGAGACGCCAUCAGCAAUAUGCCGUGAGCCACUCAAGUGCUUGACUGGCGUUUGCACCAAAGUUCCUCCUCGUGGU